Molecule: messenger RNA, 374 nt
Organism: Fulmarus glacialis (Northern fulmar)
Lineage: Eukaryota; Metazoa; Chordata; Aves; Procellariiformes; Procellariidae
Product: cAMP-dependent protein kinase type I-beta regulatory subunit-like
Exons: 2
Source: RefSeq, a predicted model, not a curated record
UCUGUUUUCUGUUUACAAGCCUGAAGAUGGCUGCUGCUUCUUCCUGCAAUGUGGAAGAAGAUGAGAGCCUGAAGGGGUGUGAACUCUAUGUUCAGAAGCACAACAUCCAACAGAUUUUAAAAGAGUGCAUUGUAAACCUUUGCAUAGCAAAGCCAGACCGACCCAUGAAGUUCCUGAGAGAACACUUUGAAAAAUUAGAAAAGGAAGAAUGCAAACAAAUACUGGCUCGGCAGAAAUCUAGUUCCCAGUCUGAUUCUCAUGAUGAUGAGAUUUCCCCUCCUCCUCCCAACCCAGUGGUAAAAGCCCGACGCAGGAGAGGGGGGGUCAGUGCAGAAGUGUACACGGAGGAGGAUGCUGUUUCUUACGUCAGAAAG